Manacus vitellinus (golden-collared manakin) is the source of this 4168-nucleotide messenger RNA. RefSeq names its product BICD cargo adaptor 2 (gene BICD2). The record is from RefSeq and is a predicted model, not a curated record. Gene Ontology annotation, cellular component: Golgi apparatus; cytosol. The coding region runs from base 1 to 2904 and encodes 967 amino acids. The transcript is spliced from 9 exons. Gene Ontology annotation, molecular function: dynein complex binding; dynactin binding; cytoskeletal adaptor activity. Gene Ontology annotation, biological process: regulation of microtubule cytoskeleton organization; microtubule anchoring at microtubule organizing center; protein localization to organelle. Lineage: Eukaryota; Metazoa; Chordata; Aves; Passeriformes; Pipridae.
AUGAGGUGCUGGCAGCUCCGGCUAUGGCGUGGGACUGGUGCCAGCCUUCCCCUGGGACCUUUUGUCCUCUCCUGGGUGUCCCGGGGUCUGUGCCCGGGGGGAUCCCGGGCUGUGUACCCGAGAUCAGUGCCCGUGGUGGGUGCCCGGGGGUAUCCCGGGGUGUGUGCCCGCGGUGUGUGCCCAGUUUGGGUACCCCGGGGGUAUCCCGCGGUGUGUGCCUGGUUUGAGUACCUCGGGGGUAUCCCAGGAUACCACGGUGUGUGCCCGGUUUGGGUACCCCGGGGGUAUCCCGCGGUGUGUGCCCGGUUUGGGUACCUCGGGGCAUCCUGGGGUGUGUGCCCGGUUUGGGUACCCCGGGAGUCCCGCGGUGUGUCCCCGGUGUGUGCCCGGUUUGGGUACCCCGAGGGUAACCCGGGAUACCGCGGUGUGUGCCUGGUUUGGGUACCCCGGGGUAUGCCUGGGUGUAUCCCCGGUGUGUGUGUGCCCGGUUUGGGUACCCCGGGGUAUGCCUGGGUGUAUCCCCGGUGUGUGUGUGCCCGGUUUGGGUACCCCGGGAGGUUCUAUGUGAGCAUUCUGUGCAUCACAAAACACCUUGGAUUUUGGAUAAUGGAUAAUUCAGGUGCUGCGGUUUAUUUUCACGAGCCCAGUGUUGGCCACUUAAUAGCAUUUGGAGGUCUGAUCCCAGAAGAGGAGAGUGCUUUUGGACAGGCCCAUACCAACCACAAGAAGGUAGCAGCAGAUGGAGAGAGCAGAGAGGAGACCUUGAUCCAGGAAUCAGCUACCAAAGAAGAAUACUACAUGAAGAAGGUUAUGGAGUUGCAGACAGAACUGAAGCAGAUCAGAAAUGUCCUUGCCAACACACAGUCCGAAAACGAACGCCUUAAUUCCGUCUCGCAGGAACUGAAGGAGGUCAACCAGAACGUGGAGAUCCAAAGGGCCCGUCUGCGAGAUGAUAUUAAGGAGUAUAAAUUUCGAGAAGCACGCUUGCUGCAAGACUAUACUGAGCUGGAAGAGGAAAACAUCUGUCUCCAGAAACAAGUGUCUGUCCUGAAGCAAAAUCAGGUGGAGUUUGAAGGCCUGAAACAUGAAAUCAAAAGGCUUGAAGAGGAAACUGAGUUUCUCAACAGCCAGCUGGAAGAUGCCAUCCGCCUGAAGGAGAUCUCCGAGCGCCAGCUGGAGGAGGCCCUGGAGACGCUGAAGACGGAGCGGGAGCAGAAGAACAACCUCCGGAAGGAGCUGUCCCACUACAUGAACAUCAACGAUUCCAUGUACAACAGCCACCUGAACAUCUCCUUGGACGGGCUGAAGUUCAGCGACGAAGCCACGGAGCCCAACAACGAUGAGAUCAUGAACGGCUUCGAGCAGAACUGCCUCAGCAAACUCAGCAACGGCAAGAACAGCACUUCGACGCCCAAGAAGAACGAAAGCUUCCCUCCCGCCCCGAGUCUGGUUUCAGAUCUUCUAAGUGAGUUAAACAUCUCGGAAAUCCAGAAGCUGAAACAGCAGCUCGUGCAGAUGGAAAGAGAAAAGGUAAACUUGUUAACAACGCUACAGGAAUCUCAGAAGCAGCUGGAAAAUACACGGGGGGCCCUCUCAGAGCAGCAUGAGAAAGUUGGCAGGCUGACUGAAAACCUGAAUGCCAUGAAGAAGCUCCAGGCCAGCAAGGAGCAUCAGUCUGCCCUUGACAACGAGAAGGACCGAGACAGCCACGAAGAUGGAGACUAUUAUGAGGUUGACAUCAAUGGGCCAGAGAUCCUGGAGUGCAAGUACAAGGUGGCCAUGGCAGAAACUACUGACCUAAAAGAAGAGCUCAAAAAUCUGAAGGCCAAAUAUAAAGAAUGUGAGUCUAAAUAUGAGGAAGAGAAGAGUAGAUAUGAGACCGAGAACCAAGCUCUCACUGAGAAGAUCACCUCGCUGGAAAAGUCAAGUAGGCAUGACAGAGAACAGGUGACCAGGCUGGAGAAGGAGCUGAAGAAAGUCAGUGAUGUUGCUGGAGAAACACAGGGCAGCCUCAGCGUGGCCCAAGAUGAACUAGUCACCUUCAGUGAAGAGCUGGCCAAUUUGUACCACCAUGUCUGCAUGUGCAACAAUGAAACUCCAAACAGAGUAAUGCUGGACUACUACAAGGAAGGUAAAGGUGGGCGCAGUAGUCCAGAGGCCAAGGGAAGAAGGUCUCCCAUUCUUCUUUCUAAAGGGCUGUUAACUAUUGAGCUGGGAAAGGCAGAGAAUGGAAGUGGUGACAGCAGCCCAUCCCCGGUGUCAUCUCUGCCAUCGCCUGUGUCCGAUCCCCGGAAGGAACCGAUGAACAUUUACAACCUGAUCGCCAUAAUUCGGGACCAGAUCAAACACCUGCAGGCUGCUGUGGACAGGACAACCGAGCUGUCCAGGCAGCGUGUUGCCACUCAAGAACUUGGGCCCGCGGUGGACAAAGACAAGGAAGCCCUCAUGGAAGAGAUCCUGAAGCUGAAGUCCCUGCUGAGCACCAAGAGGGAACAGAUAGCAACUCUGAGAACUGUGCUGAAGGCCAACAAACAGACUGCAGAGGUAGCCCUUGCCAACUUAAAAAGCAAGUAUGAGAAUGAGAAAGCGAUGGUUACAGAGACCAUGAUGAAGCUGCGAAAUGAGCUGAAGGCUUUGAAAGAAGACGCCGCCACCUUCUCUUCCCUGAGAGCAAUGUUUGCUACAAGGUGCGACGAGUACGUCACGCAGCUGGACGAAAUGCAGCGGCAACUGGCGGCGGCCGAGGAUGAGAAGAAGACUCUGAACUCCUUGCUGCGGAUGGCUAUCCAGCAGAAACUGGCCCUGACCCAGCGCCUGGAACACUUGGAGCUGGACCACGAGCAGUCCAAGAGGGUGCGCACAAAAUCCGCCUCCAAAGCCAAGGGCAGUAACCCCAGCCUGUAGAGUAGUCCCUGGAGAAGGCCUUUCCAACAGUGCAACAGCAUUUCUUAGCCUUCCUCACUCUGGUUCAAAGUGGUGGCCCAUUGCAGAGUGGAAACCACUGCCCUGAUCCUAACUUUUGAAAACACCUUUUCCUAUAUACUACCUGAAACCUUCCCUUUCUGCCUGAAGCUAUGAAAAAAACAAGCUUUACUUAUAAGUGCUGCUGCAGUAAGAAACCUUACAAGUGCUGAAGAAACCUACUUCAAAUGUAACCAUGUUAGUGUGUGCUCUCCUAGAAAUGUCGGAUGGGGGAAUUUAUUUCAUUGCAGAUGCUCAUUUUUUUUUUACCUGAUUGUUAAACCUGUGCACUUUUGAUAUUUUUCUUUAGCUUCUUUAAUUCCUUAUGUAGAAGAGUUUAUAUAAAUGCAGUGGUUUGUGCUCAUAGUCUCUCUCCAAUUUGGAACUUGUGAUUUAUGAAUUAUAUAUCAGCAUGUGGCAGAGAUUUUGGGGGGGCUCUAGAUUGUGAUUAGAAAAGAGUUUCAACAAAAAAACAGGAGCUCUGCUAAACUAUGUGCUGUGCUUCAGCAUCUUUUUUUAUUAUUAUAAAAUGUUAAGCUUUAUAUGUUUAAAUUACUGAUUUUCUUUUUAACUGCCAUGUUCAUUAAGAAAUCCAGGGUAUUCAAAUUCUGGGGUUUUUUUCAUAUUGUAUUAUUAUUCUUAGGAAUAGUUCAAUGUAACAAGAAGAAAACUUGACUUUGUUCUGGUUAAAACAGUAAUAGGCACUUGAAAAAUAUUAAAUAAGUAGUAUUACCUAUAAAUUCCAGAAUUCCUGGGUUUUAGGAAGUUGAGGUAUUAUUGAUUAACAGAAUUUUAUACAACUAUACCAGUGAAAUUCCAAAUUGGAAUUGUUGUGUUACUUUUUUCAUUUUAUUGUGCCAAAUUGUGGUACAUUUAGAAAGAAAAAUUCUGAAGUGGUCAAUGAUAGGGUGUUAUCUAUCAGCGCCUUUCUGUCACUCAUUAUUGCCAGUAGUGCCUUUGAUCAUUUGAAGGGAGACUCUUAGAGUAGUGUUUGGGCCAAGUCCUGUCACUUAGGAGGAGUGGAAUGGCUGGGUUUGGAAUUUACUGAAGACGUGGAGCAAUAAGUGCAAAGUGAACUCCCCUUUCGCACAUUUUUAACGGUAGUCUUGCUUAGAGAGAGAUUAUAUAUUCGAGGAAUUGUAAAAAAUUCUGUUAGUCAAUGAUAUUUCACCGUGCAAAUUCAGGGGUAGAGACAAACAAACAAACA